UUAGGCUACUUUCAAUUUUGUUAUACAGAAAGCGAAAGGAUUGCUCAGAUCGAACGAUUCACUUGGCCGACGCAUUGCUGUACAGGAUGUCGGUGACGUUCUUUGGCUGGGACGUGGUGUACGAUGACAACACCCUGGUGUUGGAACUGGGGGCGGAGCAGGAGCCUCAAAAGGGGGAUGCUUACACUAUGUACCAUGGCACCAAUGUCCAGACUGCUCGGCUCAUCAUCACCAAUGGCUUCCGCCAGUCCCCUGAUGGCAUGUUGGGCCCCGGUGUGUACGUGAGCCGCAACCAGCAAAAGGCAGCGCGCUACCCGCUAAAAGCCCCCCCCUCCGACCGCGUGGUGCUGCAGCUGCGUGUUAACACUGGCCGCGUGAAACGCAUCGACAAAGACAACCACCCUAUGCAGAAGAGCUGGAACGCAGCAGGGUACGACACCGCGUGGGUUCCCCCCAACUGUGGCAUGCAAUCCGUGCCCAGCGGCCUGGAGGAGGACUGUGUAUUUGACCCCCAGCGUGUCGUGGUCACUAGCAUCGCCAAGGCGCCCAACCCCACCAUCAUGGCUGAGCUAAUGCAGUUGGUUUCACAGAAGCGGGCUGCGACUGGAAGGGGUGGAGACAUACAGGUUGCGGUGGCUGGGGGUGUGUGUACCCUGUGCAGGAGGAAAACCACACCAGAUCACACACAUACGCUGCACCCGUGCUGGGGCUGCGGACAGAACAUCUGCACCCUCAUGACCAAACACACCUGCUCUGCCAGUGCCUGACGGGGGGAAUUUUUCAUAGGGCAGUGAUGUGUCAUGGUCUAAUAGUCUUCGGUGGUGUGUUAUUGCAUACACGUGUCUCAGGGACCUAAUAUUUUUUUCUCCUGUAAAAUAUAUGCUGUACAUCAUGUGGCCAGAAUGUAUCUCCUGAACAAACCUUUUAUCUCCACAUGUAGGCUUAUGUUGCAUGUGGCUGAUUAUGGUGUGCUAUUUUGGUGCACAAUGAUGUGCCAGAGGGGAUCAACGAAGACACAUAGCAUGUUCUUGUACAGUACCAGUCAAAAGUUUGGACACACCUACUCAUUCCAGGGUUUUUCUUUAUUUUUAUUAUUUUCUACAUUGCAGAAUAAUAGUGAAGAGUGUU
This is a messenger RNA of Salvelinus namaycush (lake trout), 1128 nucleotides long. RefSeq names its product grass carp reovirus (GCRV)-induced gene 2p (gene gig2p). Bases 87 to 767 code for a protein of 226 amino acids. Gene Ontology annotation, cellular component: cytoplasm. The transcript is spliced from 2 exons. Lineage: Eukaryota; Metazoa; Chordata; Actinopteri; Salmoniformes; Salmonidae. The record is from RefSeq and is a predicted model, not a curated record. Gene Ontology annotation, molecular function: NAD+ poly-ADP-ribosyltransferase activity.